AUGAAGGUAGACGCUGAAGAGAACAAUAUCGACUUCGAUGAUGAGGAUGGCACAAACUUGGCCGCUUUUGCAGACUUUAUGAUAGAUAAUUUCUUUCUGCCACUCAAAGCAUCUAGCCACCACACUCCACAGCCCUCCCCUGCACACCUUUCAGUAAUUCAAAAUGUACAAGGAAGACGUGAAUUUACUGGAACACCAGACCGAAUAUCAGUACUUCGAGGUUCUUGCCUCAUCCGUGACCAUCAUCGUUGCGUGAUCUCUCGCAAAUUUGAUCCGCAAGAAGCAAUAGUUCGUCUGACAGAAUAUGGCUGUGAUGCCCAAGAUGAUGAAGCGAACCCACUCCAGGGACAGUUAUCUAUGAUUUUAGAAGUGGCCCAUAUACUUCCACAUCCCCUGACACAGACAAAUGCAGAUUCCCAAUUAGAUUAUUCCAAGAAAGCUGCUCUCAUGAUUCUUCAUAUGUUUGACAGUGACGUCUCACACCUAGUUGAUGGCAUCGAUAUUGAUCAGCCAUUUAAUGCUAUGAGUCUUACUCAUGAUCUCCAUGCCCUUUUCAGCAACUUUAAAGUUUUCUUUGAACCUGUUCCGGGCCAGGAGCACACCUAUCAAAUUGAUACUUUCCUUCCUCCAGGAAUCUUACAAGAUAUCCCUGUCACUUGCACACUCUAUCUCACAGAUAAUCAAUCAAUAGACCCCCCUUCAUCUCGGCUCCUUGCACUACACUGCGCCAUUGCUCAUAUUCUUCACCUCUCUGGGGCAGGAGAAUAUAUUGACAGUAUCCUCCGGGAUAUGGAGACGGGUAUACAAGGGGAUGGGUCCACAGAACUGGGCCAUAUAGUAAAGUUGAGACUGAGUGGUUGGCUUGGUGCUUCCCGUGGCCAAUCACUAUCCCAUAUUUAG
Messenger RNA from Blastomyces dermatitidis ER-3, 900 nucleotides. RefSeq lists its product as uncharacterized. The record is from RefSeq and is a predicted model, not a curated record. The coding region runs from base 1 to 900 and encodes 299 amino acids. The transcript is spliced from 3 exons. Lineage: Eukaryota; Fungi; Ascomycota; Eurotiomycetes; Onygenales; Ajellomycetaceae.